Molecule: messenger RNA, 2379 nt
Organism: Suillus fuscotomentosus
Lineage: Eukaryota; Fungi; Basidiomycota; Agaricomycetes; Boletales; Suillaceae
Exons: 10
Coding region: 1-2379 (792 amino acids)
Source: RefSeq, a predicted model, not a curated record
AUGUCUACCGACUGGUCUAUUGCCUUUAAGCCAAUUCUCGACCUUCACUCUAAGGCCAUUUUUGCUGCAGGUUCCUCAUCUGUUGGAAAACCUGCAAUAAAAGAAUACUAUGCCAAAGACAAGGAAGAGGCAGACGAACGUGAGGCAGCGAGUCACCCAAGAGAACCAUCUUUCUAUAAGAAACCCCUGUCUGAGUGGGACGUAGCACAGAAAUUAUUUAAGCAGGAGAUCAACACAUAUGACAAGGCCCAACAACAGAGUAAAGGCCUAGAGUAUUCAAUCAAGUACCGCACUGGGAAUGCCAGGGAGUGGUUCAACAACAUGACACCUUCACAACAGCAGGAGGUCAAGUUUGCCAUGAAGAAAUGGAAUGAGGAGGGGGUGCCAGAAGAAACUCAGGCAAUAUAUCAUAAGAAUAACCUCAAGAAAACUCUGGAAGAUUUUGCAGAGCAAAUUUGGCGCACCAUGGGUUGUUGCAUAGUAAUGCUUGUUAGUCAUAAGAAAAAAGCUAGUCAGACAUUGUCCGUCAGUCUACACGAAACUACACCACAGAAUGCCAAGAAACAUUUUUCUGUGAGCUCGAGUGGUAUCCAGGAGUGGGCUGCAAAUGGAUUUGAAUCCUUUGGAGAAUGGUCUAAGACUGAAUUUUACCCUUCAGAGGAUUCAGACCAUGCGGCUUCGGACUGUGAGGAUGGACCUGUCUUACCUGAAAUAAUAGUAGAUGAUGAGGGGUAUGCAAAACUUCCUCUUCAUGAUGGUAUUGGCCUCAAGGGUCAACAUGAAUUGAUUAGAAGUAUCUUUCAUACUUCAUACAAAGUCUGCACAGGCAGCUCUAGACCUGUACCUUGGGGCGUGAUAACUGCCAGCCCAUCCAAUUAUUUGAAAUCUGGUUCAGUUCUCACAGGAUAUGUGGUCAAAGACCCUUCUCAUAUGAAGACAGAGGAGGUAAAUCAUCUAUGGAUGUAUUGGGAACAACGUUCUGCUACAAAUCAAAAGCUAGUCAUCUUUAUCAAGGCCAAGGAUGCUGAUAUUCAGAUCACUGGGAAGUCCAAGAUGAAGGUAGUGAGCACCCUAGACUUAGAUGAAGAAGAUCAAGGCUGGCUAGCUCCAUUUACCUCUCAUUUCACAGAACGUACAACACAGCUGGCCACCCAUGCAAUAAUACCAGAUGAUGUUGCCAUCAAUGACCGAUACACAUUUUUAGAAACCCUUAGCAAGAAUGAAAACUACUUGGAGCUUAUGGAUGCCACUAGGGACCUGGCAAUAUUAGCCAAACAGAAUGUUAAUGUCACUUGGUGCUGUUUUCAAUUUUAUGGCUUAUAUGUCCAACAGCCAAUUUCUGAGCAACACCAAGAUUUGCCUACCUGGGCUGACUGGUCUUGGAGUGAAAAUUAUCUUCCUGAGGACAUUCACACCUCAUAUGCAACAUUGACAGCCAGCUUAAACAAGCUACAGACCUGUCCAAUCUCAGGGCCAUCAUCGGCAAUGCCAGUAGUACUAGGAAUUGGACUCCUCUAUAGGGAGUCUAAACACGUGAUAGAGUAUGAGGAAGAUGAGGCUAAUCCCAAUACCCCUUUCUACCUACCUCAUUCUGCUAUUGAUCUACAGUUCUUGGUCGCUCUGGAUGAGGCUGUCCAGGAAGUCUUGUGCUCAGUCGUUAGUCAGAUUGAGAGGCUGAAUAAAGAGGCACUCAGUGACAAUGAUGAGAAGAUGAGGAUGGUGGUAGAGAAGGAAAGGCAUGAGGUUGGGGAGAAGAAUGUUGAGUCAGAGGAGAAUGUAGUUAGGGGAGAAGAACAGCAGGAGCAGGAGGUUGAAGAGGUGGUGCAGAAAGGGAGGAAGAGAAAAAUUAACCAUGCUUUGUCAACAGCUGCCAAGUAUGACAUCCUUCCUACAGAUGUUUAUGACAACAAUGAGUACAAAGAAUAUGUGUGUAGUCAAGUGCAAGACUUGUUGGACGGUGGUAAUUUUCUUCAUAAUGGUGUUGAUGAGCAGGGGAGGACCAACAACCUCAUGAAUGACGCACUCGGAGAGUUCUGCAGUACAUUUUUCUACAUGAGCGAACAUGCGCUCGCUAAGUCUUUUCCGGAUGAAUUCGCUGAAGCUGUCCCCAAAGGUGAUGUUGCACUUGGAGCAACUACACUCACUGCAGCCAUUGACGAGUACAAGACCAGUAUCUACAAACCAAUGAAAUUUGUCUCUGAGUUGUAUCAGCCCAUCUACAACAGUGUCAUGCAACUCUACGAUGAUGUCAAACUUGACCCUUAUCAUUCGAAGAAAUGUCAAGCAGUUCGUGAGAAAUGGGUGCACGCUGCAGGUACUCUCACACGUAAUCAAUCAAACCGGCAUCAUAAUUGGGGUCUGAAGUUGAAGCUCGACUAG